AUGCCUCAGCCCACCGGCUCGCCACUAUUUCCCAUAUCCCCCGAUCGCCUCAACCAGCAAAGGGUGAAUACUUCGCCUACAAAGUCGCUGGAUGUGACACAUUCGCCAACUAAGUCGGGCCGCGGAGCGUCGGACGUUCAGGCCAAGGUUGCGUUUCUCAAUCGAUUAUCAAAUGCUACAACUCCUGAACGGCCAACUUCCCACAUUUCUACAACUACUGCUGCUCUACAACGAGCGAUAUUAGGCCGCGAAGAAGCUGAGUCGGCUUUACGAACAAGCCUCGUCCAACUCUCAGAAGCCAACGCGCGAGAACGGCGGGUGAGCGAACGGCUAGAAUCAUUAGUUGAGGAGCUUCAUACGAUAAAGGAGAGGCAAGCACAUGAACGCGGCAUAUUUGAAAAAGAGGUUAGGAAGGCAAGAAAAGAGGCCUUUCGUGCUGGCUCGACAUUGGUCAAGGCCCAGGAAGAGCUUAAAUUCUCUAGGGGGGAGAUCAAAUCUCUUAAAGAAGAUAUAAAGAAUGAAAGGGAAGCCAGAGAAAAGGCAGAGCAGGAAGCGUUUGAACGUGCUUAUGCAUUGGCUGGCCUAACUGAAGAACUGGAAACUGUGAAAGGGAAACUUCGGUCGUCAGAGGCGAAACACAGUUCUGAAGCUCACAAACCACAGGUAGAAGAUGAUAUUGAUGUUCACCAUCAAACCUCUGACUUAGAGGGAGACGUUCAGGAUGUUUCACCCGAAACGAGAGGUUUAAAGCGAGGGCAGCCAGACUCUAUCGAUCCCCGAUCUCCAAGCCGUAAAAGAAGUUUGAAUAGUCGGGACCGCCUGAGUGGCAGGGUUGGGGUUCCAGAAAGCCUGUCGCCACCUACUGCGGUUGCCGUUGAAAAGGUUCAUGAAAAAGAGCACAUUGAUGUUAUUGAAAAUCUUAAUGAAGACCUCCAACGUGAGAGACGAAUGCGGCGCGAGGCCGAAGAAAUGAUACACUUUUUGAAAAUGGAGUGUCAGUUCAAGCGCUGCUCAUGCAGGCUGGCAGAAACUCGAGGAGGUCGGUAUAUACAUGAUAUCUCUUGGGAUGAGCUCUGCCAGAAACCAGAACUGAUUGCUGAGGAGCCGCCGUCUGCUCCGGAAGUUCGAGAAAAGCUAUCCCUAGAAGUAGACACCGAGGAUACCUCUACCCCAAGAACGCCAUCGCAAAAUAGUGGCGAGGAAGCCGGCGAGCAAUCAGAUGAACCUUCGGUAGCGUUUUGUCCCGACACUGGAACUUUCCGCACAAUUUCAUCCCCCAAGAAAAUCAUUGUCAUGGGUGACCCUGACCUGGAAAACGAAGAGAUACCUUCUCCGCUCCAAAGGUCUCGCCGUUCUACAGAGCUAGUAGCAUCUGUCGAGGAAAUGGGGACAAGGCACAUGCUCGAAUUGCCUCAUCUUUCCUGUGAAACACAACCACUUUUCAAAACCAGUCAAUUCCACUCCUCGUCUCAAUAUUCGUACCCAGACAGCGCGCCGGCCGACCGGCGCGCCCAGAUAGAAUUCGAUCACAAUAUUUCCUCUGACUCUUCCCAUAAGGUUUUUACGGCAGCCACAACUUCCAUCAACACCACCACCAUUCCUUUGCGGAUAGAGACGCAAGUCUGUGGCGAUUCCGCAUUCUGCCCCAUCCCGCCCACUCCGAUCAACCGCGAAGAAGCUCUUGCACAGAUUCGCGCGCGUCGCGAUCGUACUCAGUGUGCCCUGAAAAGAUCUGCAAGCGCCAAUGAUGCAAAUACUAAAUCCAAUUCCAAUGCAUUCGUCACGCCAAUGAGGGGCUCCCGGCGAAUCCCACAGCCAGAUGGCCUCGGGAUAAGAUCAGCGAGAAUGGGAACUGGUGUAAGAAGGGAUAUCAGUGCCCCAAUUACGAGCGUGAGAAAAAGUUUUAGAUGA
Ophidiomyces ophidiicola is the source of this 1911-nucleotide messenger RNA. RefSeq lists its product as uncharacterized. NCBI's taxonomy places the organism in Eukaryota, Fungi, Ascomycota, Eurotiomycetes, Onygenales, Onygenaceae. The coding region runs from base 1 to 1911 and encodes 636 amino acids. The record is from RefSeq and is a predicted model, not a curated record. The transcript has a single exon.